AUGACAGAAGAUGAGGAGCCUAAGAAAUUGUUAGAAAUCCAAAGGCUGUCAGUAAUUCCUCCACCUUUUCUGACUUCCACACUAGAACCCACCACCGAAACUCCAAAAGACGUAGCUCAGCACAAAUCCCUAAUUCAUCUUCCUUCUCCUGAGGCCAACAAGGCCGAUGAUUCCAAAGACCUUGCAAUUAUUGAAAGGUCCAGCAACCCAACAAUCUCCCACUUGAAACUUGAUAACACAAGCUCUCCAUCAUCUUUAUCAUAUAAAGGAAUGCUGCAACAACUCGAUCUUCCUUCAUCAAUCUUGAAAGCCAACUAA
Molecule: messenger RNA, 318 nt
Organism: Camellia sinensis
Lineage: Eukaryota; Viridiplantae; Streptophyta; Magnoliopsida; Ericales; Theaceae
Source: RefSeq, a predicted model, not a curated record